GGAGGGGAGAAGAGGGGCAGCAGGCGAUGAACUCAGAGAUUGCAGUGCCACGCUGGGCUUUGUCCUCGGGGCCGUCACGUGUGAGCUGGAGCGGGACCAUUGACCUGAGCGAGGAGGAGCAGGCAGUGGUGUUUGCUUUUUAUUGGAUCAUGGAGUUCCUGCCGCCCUUCCAGCGCGUGCUGCAGCCCGAGGAGAUGUGGCUCUACAAAAACCCCUACGUGGAGGCGGACCGUGUGCCCACCGUGCUCAUGUUUUUCAUCGCGUUUCUGUCUCCCUUGUUGCUCAUCAUCCUGGCGAGGCUGUUCCUGGGCGCUGACCACGAGGACACGAGGGAAGCCUGUCUUGCUGCCAGCCUGGCUCUUGCCCUGAACGGGGUUUUUACCAACGCCCUGAAGCUCGUUGUGGGGAGGCCACGGCCUGACUUCUUCUACCGCUGCUUCCCCGACGGCCGGGCCAAGCCGGAGCUGCUGUGCACAGGGGACGCCCGCAGGGUGAGCGAGGGCAGGAAGAGCUUCCCCAGCGGCCACGCUUCCUUUGCCUUUGCUGGUCUUGCCUUCUCUGCCUUCUACCUGGCAGGGAAGCUGCAGAGCUUUGUUCCAGGCCGGGGGGGCCGAGCCCUGCGCUUCUGUGCCUUCCUCCUCCCCCUCUUCCUGGCCACCCUCAUUGCUGUGUCCCGCACCUGCGACUACAAGCACCACUGGGAAGAUGUGUUGGUUGGCUCAGUGAUGGGCCUGGUGCUGGCAUACCUGUGCUACAGGCAGUACUACCCUCCCCUGACAGACAGCUCGUGCCACAAACCAGCUCUGGCCAAGCCCAAAGCGCUGCCGGCGCACGAGGAGAAGCCUCCAGCUCCCAGCUUCCACAUGAGCAUUUAGUGAUGGGCCCUGGGCAGGGGGGAGGCUGCUCAGGAGGAGUGGCUCCCAGGAGGAGGAGCCCCUGGGCAGGUGUUCCCUGCUCAGCAGGUGAGUUUCCUGCCCUGGCCCUCGUGUUGCUUCAUCCCGUUGGAUUUUGUAGGCCAGCCCCUCCUGAGGCCAGGGAGGCACUCAGGUGCCAGCCUGUGGAAAGACAGUUGGGGUGUGAAGGUCCUGAACAAGAACUGGGAAAAUGGGACAACCCAGAGUGCCCAGCCUGGUGGGAGUUCCUGUGUCCAGUCCAGGAAGCACCAUUGGUCACCUCCCUGCAGUCCAGCCCAGCUGUCCCAGCCCUUCUCCUGGGAAAUGAAGUGCAGGACCUGGCAACUUUUGAGUUUUUCUAAUUUCCCAAAUA
Messenger RNA from Ficedula albicollis (Collared flycatcher), 1266 nucleotides. It is a transcript of the gene PLPP5, whose product is annotated as phospholipid phosphatase 5. Gene Ontology annotation, biological process: phospholipid metabolic process. Gene Ontology annotation, molecular function: phosphatidate phosphatase activity. The transcript has 7 exons. The record is from RefSeq and is a predicted model, not a curated record. NCBI's taxonomy places the organism in Eukaryota, Metazoa, Chordata, Aves, Passeriformes, Muscicapidae. The coding region runs from base 27 to 875 and encodes 282 amino acids.